ACCUAGAAGGAAAAGAAAAGAGGAGGAGCCUCUCUCUCCCGUCCUCACGCUCUCCGCUCUCUCUUCCGCGACGAACAACAACAUCAGCGGCGCUUAAUAAAGCUCAACCAUGGUAGCUUUUUGUUCUCAUCAUCAUCUCUCUUGCGAGCGACAACAACAACGAUGGUCUUCGGUUCUCUCUCUCUUGCGAAAACGACGACUAUAACAGAAAAAUCUCUCUCUCGGUUUCUCACGGCGGCCAUGGAAUAAGCUCGAAGAAUCUCACAUACUCACGAAUCCAGAUCUAUCUGGAGCAUGUGUGGUGAAUGCUGAAUGGCGAAAGUAGCUACACCAAGUGCCAUGCCUCCGAGUUCUCGUGGAAUUUCAUCGGUACCUCUAAAAGGUGCUUCUAUUGCUAAAAGAAAGACGCCUUCAGAACUUAGGGGAGAGCAGUUGAAGCGGGAUAUUUUUGUGGACUAUACUGAUGAAUCUCCGACCUCGGCUGGUUCCUCGAAAGCUGCUGAGGUGGGUAAUAGAUUUAAAAAACCAGGAUUGUUUAAGGCCCCGAGAUACAAUGACACACAGCUUGAUGAUGUAUUUUCUGCCAAGAAGCCGAGGUUUAUAGGUGCGUCUGGGAAGGAAAAUGUAAAGGUUAACCUUUAUUUUCUACCAAUUGAAGAUGUUGUGAUCUGUUCUAGUCAAAUGGACUGGCUCAGGCUUACUCAAACUCAUCCCGACCUUGCAGGACUAGCUUUGAGUAGAUUCAUAGAAGAAGAAAGUGAUUACGAGGAAGAAGAAAAUGCAGGAAAACCUAACGGUAUUGUUGUUGAUGAAGUUAUAGAGAACAAAGAUAACAAUGAACCGCCAAUGAUUCAGGUUCCACAGCAGCCACUUCCCGUUGAUUUAACAGGAACUUAAGUGAAGGUAGAUGGGAGGAAGUUAAGUAAAAAGGAAAAGCCAGAGUUAACAUGGCAAAAGAGGGAAAAGCAGCUAGAGAAAUUUGUUCAUAUGAUAAUGUUACAAGCAAAACACUUUAACCGUAGGACAAAAGAUCAUGAGAGUG
Vicia villosa (hairy vetch) is the source of this 1042-nucleotide messenger RNA. RefSeq lists its product as uncharacterized. The record is from RefSeq and is a predicted model, not a curated record. Bases 313 to 897 code for a protein of 194 amino acids. Lineage: Eukaryota; Viridiplantae; Streptophyta; Magnoliopsida; Fabales; Fabaceae. The transcript has 5 exons.